AUGAACGAGGCGGUUUACAAACUGGAAGAAAUGAAACUUCACGUUGAUCAGUCGUAUCUUAGCAAGACGACCGUUAAGUCCACAUCGAAAGAAGUACAUUGUGCGACGUCAUGCGACUUUAUAUCGAAAAUAAAUCUCAUGAAAAUGCUUAACGAAACUAUGUCGGAUGCACAGUAUAAACAGUGGUUAGUUUUAAUGAAGCGUUUAUCAGAACACCCAUUGUCGUAUUUGGUCGAAGAAUUUAUUCAGCGUUUUAAAGUCCCAAUAUGCGGUCCUACUUCAGAGAUUAAACUUCCCGAGCCAUUUCUAGACUCAGUAACAAACAGAAAAUGUGUCCAAGCAUUUGGUCAAAAGAAAAACUCGCUUGCUGAAGUAACACUAUACAUGCCUGGCACUGGUGACUUCACUGUAAACGGAGCACGACUUCUAGAAAUAUUUCCUGAGCUUGGAAAUCGAGAACAAAUAGUAUUCCCUUUACAGCAAACAAAUACUGUUGGUAAAGUAGAUAUAAUUGCUACAGUAAGCGGGGACGGUUCGAGCAGUUUAGCAAAUGCUCUUCGUUUGGCGAUAGCCAGGUGUUUGGCCUCAAUGCUUCCGAUAGAUCAGGGGAAAAAUAGACUAUUGGUAACUGGUUUAUUGUCUCAGGAUAACCGGUUUGCGGAACGUAAACAACCAGGUCAAAGAAAAGCACGCAAGAAGCCUAUUUGGAAGGCACGCUAA
Molecule: messenger RNA, 720 nt
Organism: Schistosoma spindalis
Lineage: Eukaryota; Metazoa; Platyhelminthes; Trematoda; Strigeidida; Schistosomatidae
Source: the annotation of a GenBank genome assembly